Messenger RNA from Eurytemora carolleeae, 2395 nucleotides. Its product is annotated as lachesin. The coding region runs from base 146 to 1504 and encodes 452 amino acids. The transcript has 20 exons. Gene Ontology annotation, cellular component: neuron projection. The record is from RefSeq and is a predicted model, not a curated record. Lineage: Eukaryota; Metazoa; Arthropoda; Copepoda; Calanoida; Temoridae.
UUGAUUUCAACUAAAAAAAGAUAAAAUGUUUUAAAAUCUAAAAUGAAUUGUUGUCCGAUGUAAGAGAGCAAACUAUGAUGAUAAAAUGAAAGUUUCAAAGUUUGGUUGAUAUCUACAAAAUGCAGAGUUAAAGAAAGAGUUAAGAAUGGAGUUCCUUUUCAAAUUUCUAGUUCUUCUAAUCAUUCGAGCUUCCGUAGCAAGAAGAAAAGAAUACAACGAGAUAUUGGGGUAUUCAACCCAACGUGUUGGAUUCAUGCAGACCUCUUUACAGGACCAUACGGUCAGGAUAGGACAGGAUAUAUCAUUCAUUUGUCAGAUUCGGAAUAUAGGAAACUACAAGGUUGCAUGGCUACACUCAGAAAAAGGAAUUAUUGCGGUCCACCCUGAUGUUCUGGGCCAAAAUGAAAGAAUCAAAUCAAUGCAUGAUAACAGGGAUUCCUGGUCCCUGGUUAUAAAGUCUGUACAAGAAGCAGACGCGGGCAAAUAUAUUUGUCAGGUCAACACAGAAAUCCCCGAAUCCAUCUCAGGAACACUCAGUGUAGAAGUGCCUCCUGAUAUUAUUGAUGAAAUGAGUAGUUCUGAUACACUUGUUCAAGAAGGAAUGAGGGUUACACUAAGUUGCGAAGCCACUGGUGUUCCUAAACCUAUUAUCACGUGGAGAAGAGAGUCAAAAAUAGAAGGCCAGAGAACACCUGAAAUGCUGCGACUUUGCAAUCGUACCUACAGUUCAGCUAUAGAGAGAUGGGUUGAGAAAUGUACAGAAGUCGAGGAAUAUGUUGGAGAUGUGUUGGAACUAACAAAUAUAAACAGAUUUGAUUCAGGGGUCUACCUUUGUAUUGCUAAUAACAAGGUUCAACCAAGCGUAAGUAAAAGGGUGAAGCUGUAUGUAGAUUUCCCCCCAACAUUAUCAGUUUUUCACCAGCUUGUUGGCAAAUCACAAGGAGAACAGGCCACUUUGGAGUGCUUAACUUCCGGACAUCCUCCGCCUUUCCAUUUCUGGAAAAGAAAUGGUUCAUUUAUAGUUAACAAAACGAAUAAGUAUUCUGUUGUUGAAUACAGUGGGCGUGGUAGUGAAAGAAAUACCUUCAGUAAACUAACUAUUAUGGAUAUAACAGAACAAGACUUUGGAAACUAUCAGUGCCAAGCUAAGAAUAGUUUGGGAGAAACAAAUGGAAAUAUAAAAUUAUAUGAAAUAGUUUUACCUACUUUACCUACAAUUGUUCCAACCUACUUGUCAACAAAUGAUGAAAUAUCAAAUCAAGGUUUAGAUCGAAAAGAUGAAGACUAUUUAGUCGAAAAGGAACCAUCAUUCACAGAACGAGACAAUUGGAGAAGAAUGAAAGAGAAAAGAAGAAGAGAAAAAGAAAACAUGAAGAGAGAAAGAAGUAGAGAUCCAUGGACUUCAGCUGGGUCUCUAGUCAGCUGUUCUACCACGUGGUUGUAUACUCUCAGCUGGUUCUUCUCCCGGAUUUUCUGUCCAGCCAAAAUGUUCUUGAAUUCAUAGUGACAAAACAAAAACUCAGAGUUGAAUCAGUCUUGUUUCUAAGCAUAUGGCUCAAUAGAACUCACGGUGCAUUAUUUUGUUUUGAAAUAUAUCAAAAUAUAAAACAAUAACAUUUAAAGUGGACCUUGAGUGAAAAAAUGAGGCGUCAGUAUCUAUAAUUCAUCUGUAACAGAAGUUAAUGUUUUCAGGGCAUUUUGUCAGCAUUGAAAGCUCAAUAGUUUAAGUAGCACUAUCAAAAGGCCAACAGUUUAAGUACGAGGGGUAAAUUGUUGAAUCAUAUCUUAAAAUCAUUGAUCAAUUGUGUUAAUGCAUAUCUAAAAAAGAAUUUCUAUGUACAUUUGUUGAUAAAAAUGAAAAAUAAAAAAAAAGUAAUACAACCUGAAAAUCAGGACCAAGAGCCUAUUUCAAAAUAAAAUGCUAAACUUUUUCAUUUCUAUCAAAAGUUUCUUUUCAAUAAAUCUAAACAAAAUCAAUUUGAAAAGCUCUAUUAAGGAAUUGCGUAUAUGUCACAAACUCAAAUAUUCGACUCCCUAUAUCUUUAAAACAUUUAAUAUUUAAACUUAGACUAUUUAAUCUAACAAGAUUUAAUGUUUAAGGUUACAACAUCGGGUUCAGAGACAUAGGGGUUAAACAAACCAGAGUUUGUGGCAAAAACUUAAUUUCUUCACUACAAAAUAAGUUGAUUUUUGAUUUACAUGAUUUAUUUAUAUUUAAAUAGAAUUCUUUUUAUAAUUAUGACAUUCAAAAUAUUUGUUAUAUACACUUUUACUUUUAAUCUAUCUAAUUUAUAUAUGAGGUGGUUGGAGGAACACAAAUUGCUCCAUAAAACAAAAAUUUAUUUAUUAAAUUUUAUUUGUUUUGUAUAAAUACAAAAUAAAUUUGUUAUCUUUA